GGUCGGCUGCGUUCCAUUCAGAUCAAUGAAACUGUUAAGUCUUCAAAUCUAUUUCUUUUAUUCUAAUCAAGGCUAAUACAUGUUACUCAUCUAACUGGAUAUUAUAGUUAAAUACAGUUUGGAGGAUAAAUAAUUUACCACAUACCAGCUAUCACGCAUUUCAGCAAGGAUAAAAAAAAAUCAUCGGUUUCAUAUUUCAGCAACUAAGAAAACCGUAAGAUGGCAAAUAUCCUGAGCUUGACUAAAAUGUGUGUCUUGAUAUUAGUGACUGCAACUCAAAUCUUUUUUUCUCUCGGUCGUGACGUCAUCUUUGUGGCAGAUUCUAAUGGCAUUUCUAUUUCGGAUAUCGAUCACUCUAAUCCUUCUGUUCUUAAUUUUACGGAACGUCUGAUCGAACCUGAUUUGUUACCGAGCUUUCCUACCUACAAUCCAUCUACUUCAACUCUCUAUUUCUCGAGCAAUCUGAAAAUUAUUAAAUAUUCUCUGAAAAACAAAAGUUUGGAAACAUUCAUUUCUGCAGAAACAGAAAACGGUUUUCAAGCAAUGGAUAUUCACGUCACUGAACAGAGACUCUACUUUGGAGAAAAUAUUAACAACGUUAACCUUAUUGAGGUCAUUAACUUAGAUGGCACCGACAGAAAAACAUUUAUGUCUAAUGUUACAGGUUUUGCUGAAGAAAUACAAAUAGAUGCAGUAAACGGUUAUUUGUACUAUAGUACAGCCGGCAACGGUAUAAUUCCUGCGUUCAUUGCUCGAGCAAGAUUGGAUAAUUCAGUUUACCAUGAUAUACUUGUAGAUACUAGCCUUGAUUCCCCAAAAUUGGAAUUAGAUGUUGAAGCGGGGAAGAUGUAUUGGUGUGAUUCAACCUAUGGACUUGUUGAACAAGCAAACUUGGACGGCUCAAAUCGUACAACUAUUGGAUCCGGUAGCCGGCCUAACCAACCUGUAGUGUAUGGUGAUUAUCUUUACUGGUGUGAUGACGACGGUAUAUUCUAUGUGAAUAUUGAGGCUGGUAUGGCAUCUCAGAAACAAAUCAUUACUGGCGAUUCAAUAGAUGGGCCUUUUGGACUGGCUUUAGGCGUAUAUGAUGGAAUGAUCGUAUAUAAUGGAUAUGAAAUAGAAGUAUAUUGA
Messenger RNA from Anneissia japonica, 1131 nucleotides. Its product is annotated as low-density lipoprotein receptor-related protein 4-like. The coding region runs from base 220 to 1131 and encodes 303 amino acids. Lineage: Eukaryota; Metazoa; Echinodermata; Crinoidea; Comatulida; Comatulidae. The transcript is spliced from 7 exons. The record is from RefSeq and is a predicted model, not a curated record.